This is a messenger RNA of Fulvia fulva, 2868 nucleotides long. RefSeq lists its product as uncharacterized. The record is from RefSeq and is a predicted model, not a curated record. The transcript is spliced from 2 exons. The coding region runs from base 1 to 2868 and encodes 955 amino acids. Lineage: Eukaryota; Fungi; Ascomycota; Dothideomycetes; Mycosphaerellales; Mycosphaerellaceae.
AUGACCAGCAAACGCGACCUCUGCUUUCGAGACACACCCGAUCACGGACACGGGAGCCACAGACCGCGAGGAUAUCGCUGGAACUGUCUGUCUGACUUCCAGCAAACACCCGCAUUUCGCCACAUUCGCUACGACGAGUGCCUGGCGCCUGAAGACGACGGCUUGCUCACCGACGACGAGGAUGACUUUGCACUGCCAGAGCGAGCAGCGAAGCGGAGGCGUGUUGAGCAGCUUGCAGAUGACUUUCUGAACGGUGUGGCGCUCGAGAUACAUUCUGCACGGCUCGUUCCGGAAGCACUUAGGACUGCUGUGGCAUUCUCCUCCUUUCCAAGACCCAAGGACUUCCGAUAUGCAAUUGCGGACAUCGAGACACAGAACGACUCGGACGACAUUUGGGAGGAUGUAGAUGAUGAUCAGGACAUCUUUCGUAGAUUGAGGGGAGCGUGCAAGGCAGAUGAAGAUGAUAGCGGCGUAUUCGUCGAUGGCACUGUAUCUGUGGAGGAACUCGAGGUCACGGAGGUCCAGGCUCAAGCAAGUUGUGGACCCAAACGACGUCUCAGGUCUACUCAAGUCACCGCUGGUCCUAGCGAGGAAGCACUUCGAGUUGCUGCUGCGCUUCGGAACCGAAAGCUGCGACAGACCAUCACUUCGUUACCCGUCGAAAGCCAACCUCAGUCUUGUCCUCCGCCUGUCAUACCAGAGACGCAAACCCAGAGCUCUGAGUCCUCUUUAGAUGAGACUGCAUCUGAUUGUGGGCCGUCUCCCACGCCAGCCUGGACAAGCUCAAAGUGGCUCAAGACUGGAGCCUUUCAGCCCAAGAAGCACGUUGACGAGGACUGUAGUAGAGACGAGCUCGGGACGUCAUCUAUCUUCACUCUCUCGCAGAAGUCUCGAAAUAGAGAGCGACCACUGGCUCGAGGCAAGGCUGGGCCAAGCAGUGCGGCAUCCGGCAGCUUUAGCACGGCACCGAGCGCCACCGCCGCAUCUGGAAUCAGCGAAUCUUUUGUCCUACGAGUCGGAAGCCUGCAAGUACCUGAGAGCAGCAAUGUUACUCAUGCGCAGUACGAUGAACACUCUGUAGAGACCAGUGAGUUGACAGAAUUUCAGACUGCACCCCAGGAUCACGGAGGAGCCAAAAGCGAUGAUAUCAUUCCAGAUGACGACAGUCAAUCCCGGCUUCUACGACGACAAGGGCUUCGAGUCGCUCCACGAAAGUCGUGGGUCGCAAUGAAUGACAUCUCGGAGCACACAGAGGAGCCCACUUUCGUUAGCCCCGAGGAGCGACAGCCUACGUGUGAUGAGACCGUGGGUGGCGUCAACGCAAUCGACGAGGAGACCUCAAUGCAAGACAAGCAACCAAAAGGGAGGAAGACGAAGUCCACUGGCUGCGCGACCGAAGCGGUCUUACCGCGAAGAUCAUCAUCGAGGCGUCAGUCAGCGCCAUCAGAAUCUCAGAGUGCCGCUGAAGCUGUGCAGCGACCUCACCGGGACAAAGGCCAGUACAUUGAAGUUGAAGUCAAUGGCUUCUCGCCUCUUGUCCUCCGAAAACGAGGGUCGAAGCACAACAAGGAGCGGGGCAAGAAAGCAGAGCCACCACAGACAAGGGAGACUCUUUCGGAGAGCACGCCACGGAGGAAAGUUACAUUCUCAUCUUCAAGCCCAGGUAAGGUCAGACCAAUACCAGUGCCAGCGCCGGCACCGCAUACUCCACUUGUAGACGAGCAUCUCAACACCAUAUUGCCACAAGCAGCAGGUUCUGGUCGCCGAUCCUCUUCUGUAAGACGAGCUCUUCGAGACGAGCUAGAAGCUUCUGGAGCAGAGCUAUCACGAUGCGGUGACGAGGCAUCAUCUCAACCAGAGCCGAUACGGCGGCCUGCUCUUCACGAGAGUCAAGAGGAUGAUGAUGCCGUGGACCAAGCGCCGGCUGUACCUGAAACACAGUGGCCUGGUACUCAAGCGAUGCUGGCUCAAGCUCAAGACGACAUGUUCACUUCACCUGAAAAGUCAAACAGCGACCAGUACCUUGGUGACAAGAGCUCACCACAGCUUCACGGACCGAGGCCGAACCCUAGUCGCAGUGCACGGAAGCCUCUAAAGCAGCUGUCACAAGAACCAGUGGCUCUACCAAGCACACAAGCGUUGUUGCAAGACUGGCAGCCUUGGUCGAGCAUCAAAAAGCCUGGAGUAACUCGUGAAUUUGAAGAGAGUUUGGAGUCACCAUCAUUGGCAAAGAAGCCAACACCAAGGACCGUGUCUGCAAGCUAUCUCGCAGUCGCGAAGACAGCGGCGGCAAGAAGCGCCUCUGGAUCGAUUCGCUCGCGCGGGUCUGCGAGUGCUCGACGAAGUAGUCUUCGCUUCUCGAUGUCCUUUUCUGAGUCACCAGAAAAGAUAGACCAUCAAAGCGAGCCGAAUGCUGCAGUCGCACAAGAGCCAAAGGCCGCUUCGCAGCCAUCAUUCUCACCUCUUGAUAAUGACAUGGAGAAGCACGACGACACCGUCUCAGACCUCGACAUCCACUCACCAAAGAAGACCACCAGAGGAAUCUUCUCCUCAAUGCGCCUCACUGGCACGCAGAAAUCACCCGUGACCGGCAAUGCCGCUAGUGGGCUCAGCAAACCACCUACCAGACGCAGCAGCUCAGGCCUCAAAUCGACUCUAAGCUUCGGCAUAUCGUCUCUCGACUUGCCUGUGCAUCGCGAUGCAGAGAGCCAGCAGGACACGAUUCUGCCGCCUGACAGCCAGGAUAGCCAGACCUUGAUGCAGAAUGCACAGCAGGUGCUUGUAGACGAAGAUUCACAGGUCCUUGCGAGGACUAUUAUGGAGGUGACGACGGAUGUGUUGGGGACGGCGGAUACGUUUAGUUUUUGA